CACUCCCUCACUCCGGCAGUUUGCAAGUCGCUCGCUCGGCUGCCUUUUACGUGGAGCACCGCGACGUCAAGCAAGAAUCGAGAAGGUUUCCUUUCGGGACAACAUUGCGGAUCUUUCCCCGACAUUUACCCGACCCCCCCAGGCCGAGGGGAAACUUGACGCAGUUAAGCAGCAGGGGCAAAGGGGGACGGCCGAAGUGUUAGGGAAACUUCCCCCCGGGGCCGGCCCAUCGAUCGUGAGACUUGUUCGGAUGGAGCCACAGCGGCGCGCUUGACGUUCAAGUGGCAACAAGCUCGGAAGAAUUUACAGCCCAGCAAAUUUGUGCUUGAAUCCUUUAGUUUCUUGUUGUUAGCUUUGGAGGUUGCAGUUCAGUUCAAUCCAGGGGACCCCCACUCUGACUCUUUUUUUUUUUUUUUUUUUUUUUCACGUGGGAUUUGCGCAAGUUGCAUGUUCACCCUUUGUGCGUGGUUCUAACAGAGAAGCGCCCCCCUCCCGCCCCAACCCCCGCCCCUACCCCCGGGAGACGAGGUGCCAUGGCGCAGCUGUGUGCGGGGAUUUGCGUGCUCCUCUUAGCGCUGCACGUACAAGGGAACGAUGCAUCACAAAGCACAGGCCUUGGUGGAGGUGGUCGUGGCCAGAUGGUCCAGAUGGACUCGAGCAAGUCGGGCUUUGUGGGCUCCCAGGUGGAGCUGCGUUGCAUUUUCAUCAACAGCAACCCACCGGUGAAGAUCUCGCAGGUGACCUGGCAGAAGCUCCUCAACGGCACCAAGCAGAACGUGGCCAUCGCCAACCCGGCCCUGGGCGUUUCCGUGCUGCCGCCCUUCAAGGAACGCGUUAGCUUCAAGCAAGCUGCCGUGCGCCACCGCACGCCCUCGCUGGAGGACACCACCAUCGUCUUCUCCAACCUGCAGCUGAACGACGAGGCGGCGUACAUCUGCGAGUACACCACUUUCCCGGCGGGCAACCGCGAGAACAUGGUCAACCUCACCGUCUUUGCUCGUCCCAUGACUCGCAUGACCUUGACCACGCCCACCAUCGUGGCCCGCUCUCAGCCCCGCAAGAUGACGGUGGCCACGUGCGUGUCGGCCAACGGCAAGCCGCCCAGCGUGAUCAGGUGGGACACCCGGCUCAAGGGCAAGCCCACCUUCCAGGAGACGCGCAACCAGAACGGAACGGUGACGGUGCGCAGCAACUACGAGAUCGUGCCUGGCCGGGAGACGCACAAGCAGAAACUGACGUGCAUCGUCACGUACCGCAACGAGAGGUUCACCGACAGCGUGGUGCUCAAUGUGCAGUACGAACCCGAGGUGAAGAUCGAAGGUUUCGACGCCAACUGGUACCUGAACCGCCAGAACGUGCAGCUGACCUGCCGGGCAGACGCCAACCCCCCUGUCACCAUCUACCAGUGGAAACUCCUGAACGGUUCCCUGCCGAGCAAUGUCGAGAUCAAGAACAACAGCCUGUUCUUCAAGGGCCCCGUCACCUACGACCUGGCCGGCACGUACGUGUGCGACGCCACCAACGGCAUCGGCACGCGCACCGGGAUCGUGGACGUCAACAUCACAGAAUUCCCUAACAACCCACCCGGGGGCGGUGCGAUCCCACCGGAGCAGCACAGUGCAGGUGUGGCCAUCGGGGUGGCGGUAGGGGGCGUGGCCUUGUUGGGGGCCGCCGCCAUACUGCUCUUCGUGUUCCUGCGCCGCCGCCAACGCACCUUCAAGGGCGACUACAGCACCAAGAAGCACGUGUUCGGCAACGGGUACAGCAAGGCGGGCGGCGGGGGCGGUCUUCCCGCGCACCCCCCCAUGCCCAAGAACCUGCAGUACCCGGACGACUCGGACGACGAAAAGAAACCCACCCAGACGGGGGGAGAGCGCGACUUUGAUGGCGAGGCCGAGGACCUGAAGAGACCCUACUUCACCGUGGACGAGGGCGAGAGCCGCGACUACGACGAGCGGACUCUGGCCUUCCAGUACGACGCCGAACCCGAGAUAGCCGACGACAUGAUCUCCCAAACCGACGGCUCGGUCAUCUCCAAGAAGGAGUGGUACGUGUAGCGGGUUACAGGAAGCCAAACAGCCCUCCGGAGGCACCCCCCCCCAAACGCCUUCACCUCCAUCACCAACCCACACUGGUCAAACUACACCCCCUUUGGAGCCCACACGCUACUCCCCCUCUCCCCCAUCCCUCCCUCACUAACCCCCACUCCCUUUGCUGGCCCCCCCUGAGAUCAGUCGUAUUUGCUGUUUUUGUCUGGAGCCCCAUCGGGACCCAACGUUAGACCCGGUGCCACGAGCGGUUUAUUAGUGUGUCGGAACAUCAUGCUGUAAAUGUAUUAACGUGUAGGCCACUCGCCGGAUUUUGGCUGCAAAAUCAACAAGCAAACGUGCGGGGUGGGUCCUGCGGUGGGACAAAAGCCCCCACCCACCACUUCACCUCCGUCGCCACACCACAAACAUUUCAGCGAGGCAACUGGAUUCUUUUUGCUUGUUGGGGACUUUUCAUCUUUAAUCCAAAAGGUUUGUUUAUUUUCUCGAGUUUUAGGUGUGGAGUCCUGCAAUGUACACAUUUUCACAAAAAGUUGCAGGAUGAUCAUAAAAUGCAUUAUAACCUUUUACGGGUGAAUAUAAAUUGAUCCUCUCUAAACUUUUAAAUGUGUCUCCAACUGUUCAGUGUUAGUACUUUUUAAUAGACUUUACACCGAUUAAAUUGGUAUUGCCAAUCAUGAGCAUUUUACACGCAUAUGUCGAUUGGCUUUAUUGUCAUAAUUUGCCGAUCUGAUCAAUCAUGUCCAUUGAUGGUCUCCCCAAAAGUAAUUUACUCCGCGGUGCCAUCAUGCCCAGUAUAUUUAAAUCCAAAAGCGAUUUUUUUAGCAUUCACCUUUGACAUAGAACUGUAAAUAUCUUAUGGCCAAUAAAAUUGUUAAAGGGAAAAAAAACGCCGGCUGCAUGGAUGAGACGAGACGGCUGAGAGUCGGCACGUAAUGUGCGGAUCAGACUGCAAGUCAAAUUUGCUGUCUCAUGAUUGCACGACGUCAGACUACUGCAAUAAAACCUUGUACUCUGGUACCACAAUACCACCGCAUCCUAUUUUUCACGAUCAUUGGGCUCUAUUUUGUCAAGGCAAAUGCGAGCGUUUCCAAUUGUUGCCGUGGAUCACAAAGACUGUAUUUAAAAAGAAAAUGGAGAAAAAAAACUAGUUGGUGGUCACCGGUGCUCAGGACAGGAGAAGACUUCAUGUUUGGUUUAUGUACUUUUAAUACGAUAUGGUUCGCAACCCAUCAGCGAAACGUUAGGUAGCCUAGCAAGCUAGCGCUACCGCUCGUGGAUGUGUGUCGCCGUUAUGCUGCCGUUCUGUUGGACACGAGCUGACCAGAGCAUUAAUAAAUGAACAAAGAUCCGUUAUUUAUUGUAAAUAUAUAUAUUUACAACAAUUAAGUACACAAAUGCAGUAAAUAAACAGGCCAUUGAAAUAGACUUAUCUUAUCGCUGACUGGCUCCAAAAAUCCUGAUAGUGUUAAGUCUACUUUUUAACAACUGUUCUCUAAGAAGGAAUCAUCUCAGGUCAACAUUCACAGCGGGUUUUUGACCAUUUCUGCUUUCUGUGACUCUUCCAGUCGCCACUUUCUGCUCGAAUCCUCACAAUCGUGAGUGACUGUUGAUCAAUCGUUAGUUGUCAUCUGCGGUAAGUCUCAUGAUAUCAAAUGAAAGUGGCUGAAAGCCCCAGAAAAAGACAGAAGUGGACAUUUUGGGCAAUUAUUAUGGAUCAAACGGUUGUGAAUUUUGCUAUUCAACUCCUUGGAAGGGAAAGUUUUGCAAAACUUACUGAAAUACUAAACAGUUGGACAAGUGAAUCCAAAGUUUCAAGGAGGUGAAAUUAAGUUCACUGCAAAAGUUGAUAGUGCAUUUUUGGUUCAUCCUGAAAUUUCACCCUAAAGCAGAAUUUCCGGAAAUGUUUGUGAGUCGUGGAUAUGUCUCUGGUGGGUGUGCCCCCCAUGAGGGUGGUUGUUGUUGAAGAUUGGCACUCAACACUGAUAUUUUUAGAAUUGGAAAAGCCUUUAGGAUUAGUGGUGAACCGUCUUUAAAAACCCAGAUGAGUCCAGUCGCCUCCUUUCAACCUUUGCCCAUGACCCGGUUGACUGAGAUUCUACACGGACGCAUCGGAUCAUCACCAUGUAAAUGUCUUAAAGGUGGAGUUUUUUUUCCCCCCUGUCGGACAAACAAAAUCCAAUAUUGGCUACAUCGUUGCUUAUUUUUCUCGUUAUGCCCGUCAGCUGCCCACACUGACCAAACUGCACCUCCUUUCCUCACGAACCCCCCCACCCCUACCCUUGCUGGACACCCAUCAUCGCUAGCCGAGGAUCUCUUCUAUUUAUCAGCAGUCAUUGGGAUGCAAACUUUGGCCCUUUUGGGGAGGCGAGAGCUGACUGGUUCAUCAGUGUCUUGGAUCUCUUGGAUCCUCAUGUUGUAAAUGUCUUAUUGUGUAGACCACCCGCUGGUGGAGGGGAUUUUCGGGCACGUGUAAGGGGGGUAAAAAAAAGUCUGACACUGGAUCCAUUGCGGCUUUUUUUAAAUCUUUUUUUUUGGUAACAUAUGUCUUAGGUGGUGUGUAAUGCCGCGAUUAAAAAAAACAAACGAAAAAAACAGCUAUUGUUUUGUUUUUUAGGGGGAGGGGAGAUUUUAACCCAGAAUGAAGCCCCAAGUAUCAAUCCCACCCCCAUGUCCAACAUGUCCUGACAUUUAAAAGAGACCGAGCGCUUAAGGGGGUGGGGGAAAUGUCACCGACAACACUCGAGCGCUCGCCGCUAUCGAGGUCUCGCACCAAGCGUCUGUUUAUCGUACACGGACGGUAGCGGAACCUCCGACCAAUCAAAGGGAACACGAUGGCGGCCAUUUCGCAGAAGGUUCAGGUCGCCUGCUGCUUUCAUGUUUGUUGAGAUUUUUAUUUACCCCCCCUCCCCCAAAGAGAAAUUAAUUAAUGAAUGUUAUUUUUUUUCUUCAGAGAUUAAAAAAAAAUCACUGUUAAUAAUUGCUUUGAAAAAUAUAUAAAGUGAAUUACGCCUCAUGUUACAGUGGGGAAGAAAAUAAUUUAAUACCCUGCUGGAAUUGUAAGUUUGCUCACUUAGACUUUUCAAAAUUAUGUAAUUGUUUAUUGAUUAUAGUAAUAGACCGUUACCAUGCAUCCAUUCAUAUUUUAUAUUGCCUGUCUGCAUUUGGAGUUGCAACCUGUCCCAGCUGGCUUUGGACUGCGAGGCUGAUGUGCUAGCCGCUAGGGCACCAUGUUGCCCAACAGUGAAAAUGCAAACAGUCGAAAAUAUAAAUUUGAUGCCUUAGCAAAACUCAAGUUGGCACUUAGUGCAGAAACCCGUUUCUUGGCGUCACCAGGUUUUGCAUGCUGCUCCAAAAGGCUGUCGGCCCAGUCGGUCUUUGGACUUGGAAACUCAACUUUCAGCUUAUUCACUUUUCUACUGAGCUGAACUCUUGAGGAUGAUUAGGCCACUGCAUGACCUUAAUAUUCAUUCUCGAGCCACGCUUUUGCAGUCCUGGCGAUAUCUUUUGGGUCAAGAGCCAUCAUCCUUGACCCAUCUUCACAACGUUUUCCUCCAAGAUAUGACAGCGCAUGGCUCUGUUCCCUGCCCCCUUGCAUUUCAUGCGGUGAACUUGCAUAGCACCUCGAAAAACAUUGUUUCCAACUCCAAACACGGCGCUCCGAGUUGAGGGCAAAAAAACCCAAGCCUUCUUUGAGUCCUUCAGAUGUUCACUGGCAAGCUCAUUGACAAGUCCGGCCGUGUACUUCCUGGCUGCGGUUUUACUUUUGUCAUGGUCGCCCUCACGCCGCCAGGCAAGAUCCUCCACAAAGCUCCAGACUAAGGAUGGUCAGAUGGUCAAUUCUUUCUACCUGCAUUUUGCUGAUGGUUUUGUGACCCAGGUCUACAAUCCUAUCCCUGACAUCUUUUUACAGUCUUGAAAUGGAUUCCCAGGACGGGUCCCUUCAUACACACGACCAGUUGAGAUCGGGAGUGUUCGAAAACUGGCUAAUGGGCACCAGCCAAUCCGGUUGCAUUGUAGGGAAUCAAAUAUUCAUUCUCACCCAAUAAAAAGCACUUUUUAAAAAUAGCUUUUAUACCUGGUGUUUUUAUGCAUUUUUUGGUACGAUGUCUAUUGCCAAAAAUUAGAGACUAAAGAGUCUUGCAAAUCCAGCAGGUGAUCAAGUCAUUAUUUUCUCCUCUGUAUGCAUUUUUUUGUGUUUGUGCGAGUGUGCGUGUGUCUGUGCUCAUUUGCAAUCGAGAGUUGAUUGCCGCAAAAGCAACUCAAAUGCGUUUGAGUAUGACACUGAUAUAAAUAUAAUAAAUAGGGGGGGGUGUAGCUAGGUGGUGAAUGUUUUAGUGUUUUUCUUUUUUUUUGAAUGAUAAGCAUGUCAAUGUUUUCAAAAGGUAACAAAGCAGAGGGUUUGUGUUUUGCUUUGGUGUCAUUUUUAUUUUUUUAAAGACUUUUUCCGAGUUAAACAACCGCCAACUUCUUUCCCUCCGAUGACUGUUUUUGCUUUGUUCACGUAAGAAAGCACAUUUGUUUUUUUUUUUUUUUUUUUACAUGUUAUUGUCUUACCAUCCCGUGCAUUCAGUGCCUAUCAGAGCCGUGAAGUUAACGUCAUUUUUUUAAGUUCUAAAAAAAAAAAAAAGUAUUGAUCUCCAUGUAAGCACAACAACCAUGUGAAAGAGAUUACAAACUAUUGAAACAUUUUCCAAGCACAAAGUAAAACGUCCCGCCACGGACGCUGGUUGACAUCUUGUUUUUUUUUUUUAAAUUUUACAUUGUCUUACCGUUUUGUAACAUCAAUGAUGACUGUAACUUCAUUCCAUCCUACUUUUUGUAUUCAUCGCGCUGUAAAUAGUGUACAUAAAGAUGAGAGUGUAGGUCCACCGGGUGUGCGUGCGUGUGCGUGUUAGGGUGGAAAACAAAAUGGGACUGCAGCCCGCGAGACUUCAAAUCAAGCCUCGACCCCCGCAGGCCCCUCAUACUCGUGUUUCUCGGUUUACCACUAGGGGGCGCCAGUCGACGCGAUCGCUUUUAAUGUCCGUGUUUCGUUCUGAGGUGUCGUGGUGGUUGGGGGCGGCGACAAAUUGUCUGUCUGCAGCCACGUGAAUGUAUAUUUCUGAGGGUGUUACAAAUACGGAGAGAAAAAAAAAAUCACUUGUUCAAUUUUGUGAUGACCCAGUGACGUAACUUGUAUUUGUUUUAAGCAUUAAAUGAGUUCAAUUGUCAAACUGGCGUGCGUGCGCACGUGUGCAUGUGUGUCGCAGUGUGGCGUGACAUUUAUAGUUAAAAAAAAAAAAAAACAUCACAAUAAGAAAAAAUGUAUUUUAACUAACCUUAAACUAGAGCCCAUUUAAUGGCAUUUAAAAUAAUAAGAUCCUUGAAUGCAUGCAAUGAAAGAAGAAGGAAUACCAUAAUUCCCGGCCGACAGAGCGCACCUGCUUAUAAGCCUCACCCUGUACAUUUGGAAAGGAAAUACCAUUGGGUACAUAAAUAGGCCGCACCUGUGUAAAACCCGCAAGUGCCCACAUUGAAACCCACAUCGAAACACGAGAUAUUUCCAAAGAAAGACGGUAAAAAGAAAGUUUUAAUACCUUAGCUUAUCUUAACAUAGCAUAACAUAACAAGACGGUAGCACCAACAGAGCUGUUGGGAAAAAAAACAUACCGGUAAAAAAAUAAAACAGCUGUGGCAAAAAAAAAAAAAAAAAAAAAAAAAAAAAAAACAUACCUAAAUCACUGAGACAUUGCUGUAACACGCUAGCGCAGCACUAACAGAGCCAGUUUAAAAAAAAUAACAUACCGGUAAAAAUCACUGAGACACAGCAGUAACAGAGCAGCAAGACGCUAGCGCGGUGCUAACAGGAAUGGUUAAAAAAAAUAUACUGGUAAAAAUCACAGCAGCAACAUGCUAGCACAGCGCUAACUCUAGCGAGUGCUAACAGGGCCGGUUAAAAAAAAAAAAGGUAAAAGUCACUUCCUCGCCACAUUGAUUCCACUGUCUCAGUCUUACCUUUUCCGCUCGAGUGCCCCCUUGCGGCCGUUAGAAAAAAUUCACAAAUUAGCCGCAUCACCGCAUAAGCCGCAGCGUGUGAAAAAAGUUG
This is a messenger RNA of Syngnathoides biaculeatus (alligator pipefish), 8136 nucleotides long. RefSeq names its product nectin cell adhesion molecule 1b (gene nectin1b). Bases 534 to 2057 code for a protein of 507 amino acids. Gene Ontology annotation, biological process: homophilic cell-cell adhesion; heterophilic cell-cell adhesion; protein localization to cell junction. The record is from RefSeq and is a predicted model, not a curated record. Gene Ontology annotation, cellular component: adherens junction. The transcript has 7 exons. NCBI's taxonomy places the organism in Eukaryota, Metazoa, Chordata, Actinopteri, Syngnathiformes, Syngnathidae.